UUGACAAGUAUAAAUUAAGUUAGAUUUUCUUUGAACAGUCCAGUUUUCGACAUCUGCUAGAACAAUGAACCGCAAUUCAAGAAUAUUAGUAUUUUGUCUUCUACUGGAUUUCUUUGCUACAAUAUGUAUUGCUCAGAUACAAAACUUGGGAGUGGUACCUUUAGCUGGUGUACCUGGUGGCGGAGGUAAUAAUAGAUUAAGUGCAAGUCUUGCUAUUGGAGUGGCAGAGAUGCCACCGAUGCAGUACGCGGUGCUUAACAACGCAGUCCAAAAUGUUGUGGGUCCUCAUGCAAGUCCGGAUAUGGCUCUUAUAGCUUAUGCAGCAAAUCAAGGCGGUCCACCGAGGACAGUACUUCAAAUCUUCGGAUAUAUCCCAUUCUUACAAAAUAUUGCCCGUAAAGUUGGACUUGGACCUGUUCCGGGCGAUGUCCAGAAUCACAAUGGGGCAACGAAUAUUAAUGACAUCAUUAUGCAGAGAUCAAUAAGGUGGAUGAGAACCAGGGGAGUAAUGAUGGCAGCAGGUGCGGUCGCUGUAUAAUACUCGUAUAUCAAAUGACUUGACUAUAAACAAUAAAAGAGAUAAUUUAAAGGUCUCCUAACUAUAUGUGCAAACAUGAAAAUACGUAAGGAAAUAAAUAAUCAAUAAAUUUGAAAUUUUCACUUUUUAUUUACAUUUAUUUCAAGUUAUUCAAAGGUACUGUAAAUAGAAUUUACAUGAAUUCUCUGAAAUACAACAUAUUACAUGUGUUUGUUCUGUUAUCUUAGUUGGUUAUCUAAAAGACAGCAGCUGUAAAAGCUCAGGUUUAUAACCUGUUACUACUCAUGACCUGUUAUGUUUGCAUAUAAUUCAGUUAUGAUAAUGUUUUCUUACUUAUUCGAAUUAAUUAUUAUGUUCAUUUGGCAAAGCGAUUUUUUAACAAUUUGUUAAGUAUUAAUAUAACAAGCAUGUUAUAUGUCUUGAAAUUUCUGAAAUUCGCAAUAAAGUUCCUUUAAGUAAAUCAAUAAGACCUUCCAGGAAGGACGCCAGAUAAUGUUGGUUUACUUGUUGGUCAAACACUUUUCUGUUUGCUAAAACAAAAUGAUGUGUAUGUUUUUAUACAUCAAGUACAGUUAUAAAUAAAAUA
Molecule: messenger RNA, 1124 nt
Organism: Ruditapes philippinarum (Manila clam)
Lineage: Eukaryota; Metazoa; Mollusca; Bivalvia; Venerida; Veneridae
Exons: 2
Coding region: 65-538 (157 amino acids)
Source: RefSeq, a predicted model, not a curated record